Messenger RNA from Papilio xuthus (Asian swallowtail), 1222 nucleotides. RefSeq names its product platelet glycoprotein V-like. The record is from RefSeq and is a predicted model, not a curated record. The transcript has 4 exons. Gene Ontology annotation, molecular function: protein binding. Lineage: Eukaryota; Metazoa; Arthropoda; Insecta; Lepidoptera; Papilionidae. Bases 170 to 1222 code for a protein of 350 amino acids.
GUGAAUCUCCGCAAUCGGCGUCCAGUUGAUUUGCGAAAAUGAACUUUAAGUUCUACGAUAUAACUAUGUUUUGUAAUUAAUUAUGUACAAGCAUGUGCUACGUAAUAACAUAUUCAGAUUUAUAUGCAAGUUUAAUAUGGAAAUUUAAAAUGCCACGAAUUAUGUAACUAUGAUAAAUAAUUUAUUUUCGGGAAACAGGCAAAAUGGGCGAGAUAUACGGCAAGUUAUACAAGUAUUACUGGUAUUCUAUACAAUAUUCAGAGCUGAAAAUACCUUGGCGUGUUCAGAUUUAAUGACAAACGAUAAAUGCUCAUGCUACACAUUCGAAGAUGCUGUUUUCCUCGACUGCCAAGAUUCAAAUACAAAGCAAAUAAAAAAUGCUCUGAAGAAAGUAUCCGCCGUACAUUCCUUAUCCAUAAAUGAUUUAGAUGACACUGAAGAAGUAUUGGGACCACAUUUUGUGCCGUUAGGUGUAUGCAUAAAACAUAUACAUAUGUCAAGAACUGGCAUAAGAGAUAUAGAUGAUGAAACAUUUAUACCAUUGAGACAGUGCCUUGAAACGUUAAGUAUUGUGUCAAGUAAAAUUAAAUUUAUACCACAAAAGGCAUUUUCUGGAUUGCUCAAACUGAUUUCAAUCGAACUCACAUCCAAUCAUAUUGAGGAUAUUCCAAGUUAUAGUUUCUAUGGUCUUCCAUUAAUGAAAAUAAACAUAAAGCAGAAUAUGAUACGACAUAUUUCUGAUUCUGCAUUUUCUACUUUAGAAUUAACUCUGUCUGAAAUUGAUUUAAGCGAAAACAAUCUUACAACUUUCCCUAUUAUAUCGAUUGCCAAAUUAAGGCACCUUCGGUCGUUAAGGUUGUCUUGGAACGAAAUGUCAUCUUUUCCAGCCGUUGAUAAUUUUGAUUUACCAUCUCUUGAAUUUUUAGAUUUAAGUUCGAACAAUUUUGAAUUCGUUUCUGAAGACUGCCUUAAAUUUUGUCCGUCCCUAUUAAUAUUAUCGUUUCAUUUUAAUUUCAUAAGCAAUAUACAUUAUCGUGCAUUCCAAUCCUUAGUUCAUCUCAAAUCUUUAGAUUUGAGUCAUAAUAGAAUCAAAGUAUUAAAUACUAAUUUAUUUUUAAAUAACAAGAAAUUGGAAUUUAUUGAUUUGAGUCACAAUCAUUUGCACCACAUACACGGCCUCUUUUGUAAUAUGCCAAUAUUAGCCGAAGUAUUUUUAGAUUAG